Saccharomyces mikatae IFO 1815 is the source of this 2376-nucleotide messenger RNA. RefSeq names its product Sog2p (gene SOG2). The transcript has a single exon. Bases 1 to 2376 code for a protein of 791 amino acids. The record is from RefSeq and is a predicted model, not a curated record. NCBI's taxonomy places the organism in Eukaryota, Fungi, Ascomycota, Saccharomycetes, Saccharomycetales, Saccharomycetaceae. Gene Ontology annotation, molecular function: protein binding.
AUGGUAGCGACAUCUUCAAAGAGGACGUUGGAUCCAAAGGAGGAAUAUUUGCCUGCUGACAAAACGUCGACGAGUUCAAGCAACACCAUAUUAUCCGAACUAGCAGCACUAGAUAAAUCAAGCUCCAAUGGCACUACAUUAAAGCUGAUUGCCCUUAAUAUCAAAUCGAUAUCAGACGAAGAGGUUAGUUAUAUUCAGAAUGUUGAAAGGUUAUCUUUAAGGAAAAAUCACUUAACGUCUUUACCUGCAAGCUUCAAAAGGUUAUCAAAGCUGCAGUAUCUGGAUUUAAAUAAUAACAGUUUUAAAGAAAUCCCAUCUGUCUUAACACAGUGUCCUCAAUUAGAGAUCUUAGAUCUAUCCUCUAAUGAGAUUGAAGCAUUUCCGGAGGAAAUAUCGCCGUUUUGGCAGGAUAAUAUACGCGUAUUAUCUUUGAAAGACAAUAACGUAUCUAGCAUACGUAAUUUGAAAUCGAUUACAAAACUAAACAAACUUAGCAUUUUAGAUUUAGAGGAUAAUAAAAUACCUAAAGAAGAACUUGAGCAGGUACAAAAUUAUACUCCAUAUCAUACGGGAAUCCCGAAAGAAGAAUAUUGGGCAAUUGCCAUAUUGCGAUAUCUCAAAGAUUAUUCUACCCAGUCUAUAUCAGAACCGAAAAUAUCUAGGGCAGCUAAAAGAAUGGGAUUUAUAAAUACAAACUUGUCCAAUGGAGCAAUGAGUGACAACAAUAUAAUUUCACUUGCCCCCAAUGCAAAUACCACUUCAAAUGCACCUACCUCAAUGACCUCAUCAAAUCCAACUUUGGUUACUACAGGAAAUGUAGAACCAGAAUCUGGCGGAACAGUGAACGGAACAGAGCUCUAUAACCACUCCAAAUAUAACGACUACUUUAAGAGGCUAUCAAUUUUGCCAGAAGAGUCGCUAAGUAAUGGACAUCAAAAGAUAUCGCAUGCAGAAUUGGUCGUAUCCUGUCGGAAGCUCCUAUUCAGCUUCACUGAAUGCCAACAAGCAAUCAGAAAAAUUGCAUCUUUCUGUAAGGAAAAGGCGGUAGCAGUAAAUGUAGUAUCAUUAUUGUACUCUGUCAGGUCGCAUACUGACAAUCUGGUGGAGGUUCUGCAGCAAACAGAGAACGAAGACGAAUCACAUGACCAGGCGCUAAUCAAGCUAUGCCUUACUAUAAUCACAAGUUUUAAGCAAAUUAUAGCGCUGUUGAGGAAGAAUUUCGAAACAUUUUUCCGAGAAGAUGAUUUGUGUUUCAUACGAAUGUUUUAUAUGACAUUAAUGUGUGCUUAUAUGGAGAUGUAUAAUGCAUGGUCUUUUAUCAAAGAAGACGAUAAAACCAUCAGCUCUGCAAGUAAGCCUCCAAAGAAACAUUCUUUUUCAAGACAUGAUACUUCAUCCAGCAUCACAAAUAGUGGGGGACCGGUGGUAAAUUCAAACAGUGCACUCUGUAGUGGAAAUAUCAAACUGCUGCCAAAGACGAGAAGCACAAGAGCACCAUCAACGUCGGCAUUGCUUUCCAACAGUAAUAUUCUAGUGGGAGACACGUCUAUCUCGAACAGUACCGCUGUUCCACUACUGUCGCCAAAUUUAAAUAAUGCGCAUGGUCAUGGUCCUAUUUUGGGACAUCAGAACUUAAUAAGCAAUGGAAGUUGUCAAGUGGGUGUAAAUGAAGGAAAAACUGGUAACGAUAACUUGCCAAGGCAACAACUACUUCAGCACAACAAAUCCAUCAGUGAUUCGAAAAAAGAAUCGAUGGUACACGAACCUAAACCGCACCCGGUUAUGAAUUCCUCCAUUAUUAACGCAUCAAAUAAUAUUAAUAUUACUAAUGUAAAUAUAACUCCUCCUCCAAUGAAUGGAAAUGGCACCAGUAACAGUAAUACUAAUGUAGUGGAGACAAAUAUUGACAUUCAGUUAUAUCAAACAUUAUCAACAGUAGUUAAAAUGGUGAGCGUUGUAUACAAUCAGUUGACUUCGGAAAUAUCCAAGAUAGCAAUUGCCAGCACCAUGGGAAAGCAAAUUUUGACGGACUCGUUGGCACCUAAAAUUCGUGAUUUGACGGAUACAUGCCGUCAAGCAAUGGAUUUAUCUAAACAAUUGAAUGAAAGGUUGGACGUAUUAAUACCGAAUGAUAUAAAUUCAGAAAAGUAUCUGACAUCUUUGGAGAAGUUGAAAACGUGGGAGAUAAUGAAUUCAUUCUUGAAAGUAAUAAUAUCGAUUCUGGCUAAUACUAAAAUUGUAAUGAGCGAUGUGCCCAAUUUGAAUGAACUUAGACCUAAUUUGGCCAAUUUAGCCAAGAUUACUAAAGAUGUUACCGUGAUAUUGGAUUUGAGUUCAUACAAGGCUGUAUCAGUGAGCGCCAACUCUCCGGAGUAA